This is a messenger RNA of Acaulospora morrowiae, 300 nucleotides long. Lineage: Eukaryota; Fungi; Glomeromycota; Glomeromycetes; Diversisporales; Acaulosporaceae. The record is from the annotation of a GenBank genome assembly.
AUGUCUGAUAAUUUUUCAUUUAGUGAAACAGAAAGUAAUAGCAGUAUUUCAUUAACUUUUGAUUCUACUUCUAAUUCACAUAAUAUAGUUGAAAAUAUUUCAACCAAAAAACAAAAACCUAAAGAACAUAACUUAGGUGGUAGACCUCGUACAGAAGUAUGGAAUUAUUUCAAGAUUGGAUCACAAAAUGGAACUGGACAUAAUGUAGCAUCUUGUCAUUAUUGUUCUAAACAUUGGCAACGAGGUUUACCAUCACAAAUGGAAAUUCAUUUAGCUUCGGAAUGUUCCAAAUGUUCAGAA